Messenger RNA from Macrosteles quadrilineatus (aster leafhopper), 3471 nucleotides. RefSeq lists its product as uncharacterized. NCBI's taxonomy places the organism in Eukaryota, Metazoa, Arthropoda, Insecta, Hemiptera, Cicadellidae. The coding region runs from base 440 to 3169 and encodes 909 amino acids. The transcript has 9 exons. Gene Ontology annotation, biological process: mRNA 3'-end processing; mitochondrial mRNA polyadenylation. The record is from RefSeq and is a predicted model, not a curated record. Gene Ontology annotation, molecular function: poly(A) RNA polymerase activity.
UUGUGAGGCAUGCAAUCUCACACUUCAUCUAAAUUUGUAUGAUCAACACAUAAAUGGGAAAAGGCAUUUGUGGAAUCAGCAGCAAUUUGACAAAAGAUACAAAACUAUUUUCGUCCCUGGCGCCAAUGCUGUAAGUGAAAAACAUUUAGAGCAUAUUUUCUCAAAGUAUGGAAAAAUUUCCAAAAUAACUAGACUCAAAGGCAAGACUUAUGUCUUCAUCCAAUUUAUCGAAAAGGACGCAGUUCAAAAGGCCCUGAAAGGAAGAGAUUUUGUCCAUGGGAGAAGGCUCUUUGUAACCCAAUAUAAAGAUUACAGUGUGAGACCAGAAGAGGAGUUCAAAAGGCGAGGAGAGAGAGAAAGGGCCUUAUCUGAGACUAGUUCAACCUUGUCACAAGUGGAGGGUACAGAAUUGCCAGAAGGAAAGAUAGGACUGAAGGAGAUGCCUGUAAAAUUGGCUGACCUAGGAUUGUGUUCUGCAGACGACGCCAUUCUGUGGCAGGCUGCGGACUUUGUCUCUCAGGUGGAACUAUCGCCAGAGAUGUAUCAAAGUCUGGAAGAGGUUAAAUCUGACAUAGAAAAUCUUUUCCACCCUGUCAUUCCGUAUUGUCAAGCCAUUGUCUUUGGCAGCUGCGGUUCAACUCUGGCAUUCAAAAAUAGUGAUGUUGAUCUAUUCCUUCAAAAAGAUGGAGAACCUUUAAAGAACUUUGUGCGGAAGGAAGGCAAAUUGAUGUACAGAUCGCGACAUUUUAGAAACAUUGUUUACAUCCCGAGUGCUAGGAUUCCCAUCAUCAAGUUCCAACAUGUCAAGACUGGUUGGCAAGGUGACCUGACAGCCAGUAGUCAGCUGGGUGUCUGUAACACUCGGCUCAUCAGGUUCCUGGUCUCAUUGGAUCAUCGUAUCAAGCCUUUAGUUAUGAUCAUCAAAUAUUGGGCCAAGGUAUGUGGUAUCACUGACUCCGGUGCUCAUAGAGAGUUUACCACGUAUUCUCUGGUGAUGCUGGUGAUAUUCUACCUACAACAGCUUGACGAGCCGUUGCUGCCAACCAUCGCACGACUGCAGCAGAUGUGUCAACACAAGCAGUACAGUCUCGGCUGGGAGUGCAGCUUCUGUGAUGAGGAGUGGAGUGUUCAGUCCCAAUGUCUCCCUCCAAACAACAUGUCUCUGCGACAACUACUGACUGGCUUCUUCAAGUUCUACUACAACUUCGAUCUCGACAAUGUCAUCUGUCCUCUCCUAGGAAGAUCUGUUCAUGUCAAAGAUUUCGAGACUGAAGACGGAAGCGAACUUCCCGAGGAAAUGGUGUUGUACAAAGAAAGACUCAAGAGUGACCCGAAGUGCAAGUUUAAAACAGACACAACCUUCAGGGUCCAAGAUCCGUUUGAGUUGUGCCUUAAUAUAACUAGAAACGUUGUAGACAAAACCUGUUCAGUUUUCAAAGAAGCGUGUAAAGUGUCAUUGGAGCUGUGCGAGCAACAAGCGGAUGACGCUUUGUUGGAAGGUUUGUUCAGUAUUGAUAAAGACUCACUUGAUCUCGGUGACGAUUUGAGUAUAAACAUUACUUGUGGAGAAAUGUCUUUCGAUGGUUCACAGACUUCCGACAGUGCCUUUACAGAAUGGUGCCAGAUGACCAAACAGUCAAUAAUGUUAGUUUUGGAACACAUUUAUAAAUUGGAUGUCAACCUGCAAAAAGAAAAGGUUUUUAAGAAAGUAAAGAAAUUGGAGUCGUCACAGGAUGUUCACAAUCUUGACUCUACACAUGAAGAUAGCCAAAUAUUUGAGUGUUGUUGUAAAGUCGAUGUUUGGCAACGUCGCAAGAAAAAGGAAAAGUCUUUGAAUAAAAUGGAUUUUAAUUUGAAUUCGUUUGAAAGAGAGGUUUGUAUAUCCAACACUCUUUUUCACCCAAAUGAUAACAAACCAUUUUCUUUUACUAUAAAUCUUUCAGUGCUGAAGUCAGCAAAAUCAAAGGGGAUAAAAAUGAACGUUCAUGUAAAAAGGACACAACAUAAACUGAUAAAAGGGUUUAUGAACUCUAUGAGAUAUGAUUUCAAAAUAUUUGUCUCCCAAGCGCAAGAUUUUGUCGUCAGUGUUAAAAAGUCAUCUCCACUCGAUGGAAAAGAUUCAUUAAAAGGAUUGUUACAGUCGAAACUUGAAAAGUUACCUGAUAUAAAAGAUUUAAUGAUGAAAGAGUCCAUUAAAAGAAAUGCUGCUAAAAUUGCAAUGGAAAAAGAGAAAAGGUCUACGACUCAAAAACAUUGUGAAAAGAGUUGUGAAACUGUAAGCAAACCUUCUCCUAAUGAUGAACAACAAACAGUAAAUCAAGUUGCAUCACAUGAAAACUUGCCAACUCAGGAAACUCAAAAACUUAUCAACAAUUUUUUCAAGCCAACUAAUCAUGAGGGAUCUUGUAAAAGCUUAAAACAUUCUGAAGUAGGUAAGUUUAACAAAUUACUGAAUUCCAUCCAAAAAAAUGAAACACAAUCAACAUUUACUUCUAAAAACACUAAUGCCUUUCUGGCAAGUAUUGAAAAGGUGGCCUUAAACUCUUCAGAAAUGUUAAGUAAUUCUGAAACUGAUCAAACAAAAAAUCUGAGUGGAGAAAAAAAGUCUUGUAAUUUAGAACAACAAGGUAACUCAAAGAAAAUUGAAGAAAACAUUGAAGAUCAAGCACUUGUGGUAAAGAAAGUUGAAGAAAAAAUAGAUGCACUCCUACAGAUGCAUCGAGCACUUAUAGACAACAAACAAGAUCAAGAUAACCAAAAUCCAACUGAGAAAAGAACAGUCAGUGAAAUAAAUGACCCUGUACAAAGUGACUGUCCAAAAAUAAUUGAAAAACUGCCUUCUGCAAGUGUAGAAACAGUAGAGGCCAAAAAUGAAAGUGAUCAUAAAAUUAAUCAGAGUAUUGAUCCCAAAACUGUCAUAGAACGGCCAAAGAUCUAUUCAGAAAGACCUAAGAAACAGUGGAAGCCCAACAAGACUUGUGGUAACCAGAAAGCACCUCAAGAACCACGGUUGUGGGUUGGAGGUGGACCUCCUAAUUGUCUACCAUACCAUAGUCAAAGUCAACCACAAGCUGCUGCUACCAAUAAACCCAGCUCUUCUACCAAGUCACACUGUAGCAUUCAGAAUCAGAAAAAGUGGUAUCCGAGCUUGCAUAAAGACAUUAACUAACAAAAUACUUAGAUUUUAAUAUGUCUUAGUGACAAAUAUCUGUUAGGAAGCAGUUGCUUGUGUAAAGACAGUAAGUAAAUGCUUUUAUUUUAAUAUUGUUUUACUGACUAACAUCUGGUAGUAAUACCAGUUAAACAAUUUGUUUCCCUUUAUAGGACGACUAAGUGUAAUGGUUGUAACCAAAUCACUGAAUUGGUUUAUGUUUCAAAUUGAUAAUAUAUUUUACCUUGUACAUUGACAGUUGCUUAAUUGACUGUUUUGUAAACUUGAUUACACAAUAUAUAUAUGUAUAUAAAUUUAAA